Anopheles cruzii is the source of this 3537-nucleotide messenger RNA. RefSeq names its product octopamine receptor beta-3R-like. NCBI's taxonomy places the organism in Eukaryota, Metazoa, Arthropoda, Insecta, Diptera, Culicidae. The transcript is spliced from 9 exons. Gene Ontology annotation, molecular function: octopamine receptor activity. The record is from RefSeq and is a predicted model, not a curated record. Gene Ontology annotation, cellular component: membrane. Gene Ontology annotation, biological process: adenylate cyclase-activating adrenergic receptor signaling pathway.
AUGUUCGCCAACCGGGCGGAUCCACCGGGCCUCAAUGGUACGCUGGCAACGGUGGCCAGCGCACUGGUCACGACCGUGCCGGUGCCAUUGCCGUCGACGCUGACCUCGGCCAUGGCGACGACUUCCGGCGGAUGGCCUUCGGUGGAUGCCUUCGGCGUCUGGAACGGCACGACCGAGCUGGCGGCCACGGCCAACGGGACCGAACCCACCGCGUCAUCAAUCGUAGAACCUUCCGAUCGGCUCGUCAAGCUGACGGUGCAGUGCUUGAAGAGUCUAAUCUUCGGAUCGAUCAUCAUCGGGGCUGUGCUAGGCAAUGCACUCGUUAUCAUAUCGGUGCACAAAAAUAGGAAAUUAAGGUAAGUCACUCCCCGGGUUCCGGUAUCAUUAGCGAUGGCGGAUAUGCUGGUUGCACUCUGUGCGAUGACGUUCAACGCAUCGGUAGAAAUUUCCGGAAGAUGGCUAUUCGGUCCGUUCAUGUGCAACGUGUGGAAUAGCUUGGAUGUUUACUUCUCUACCGCAAGCAUCCUUCACCUUUGCUGCAUAUCAGUAGACCGAUAUUUCGCCAUCGUCCGUCCACUGGAGUACCCGCUGUACAUGACGCAACGGACGGUGUUCAUGAUGCUGGCCAACGUCUGGAUGCUGCCGGCGCUUAUCUCAUUCACCCCCAUCUUCCUGGGCUGGUACACGACGGCGGAGCAUCUGGCGACGCUGAAAGUCAACCCGGACCUGUGUAUAUUUGUUGUAAAUAAGUCCUAUGCAAUCAUCUCCAGCUCGAUCAGCUUCUGGAUCCCGGGGAUCGUGAUGGUGACGAUGUACUACCGCAUCUACAAGGAAGCGGUUCGCCAGCGGAAAGCUCUUAGCCGGACCAGCUCCAACAUUCUGCUGAACAGUGUUCAAAUAAACAACGCGGCCAACACGCUGCACGUCAACCACCACCAUCACCAUCAUCAGCAUCUGCACCAUCGGCACCACAACCUGCGCGCCAGCGACUGCGAUCUCGGUAUCGACAUCAAAGACAUUCCGCACGACACGCACAGCGAGCUGAGCGAUCUGGACUUGCAGGUACCGAUCGUGGCGACGGUCAUCAGCCCGGACGAUGACUUCCUGGUGCCCUCGUCGCCACCGCGACGCCUCAGCCGCAGCAGCAUCGAUCUGCGGGACCUCGAGUACAAGAGCGAGUGCAAGAUGAAGGGCUCCGACAGCGUGUCGUCCAUCUUCCCGCUGCACUACGACAACAACCUACGCUACUCCGGCUCGGAACCGAUCCACAUAAAGGACGCCCAGGCGCAGCAGCAGGCUCUCCAGCAGCAGCAGGAGUCGCCGACCGACCAGCAGCCGGUGGCGGGCGAUCCACCACCCCCAGGACGCCGACCGUCACGCAAGGACAGCUUCCGGCAGAUGAACUUCUUCCAGCCGUUCUUCUCGCGCAACAGUCUGCUCAAGUCGUACAUGCGGGGGGCCGGUGGGGGUAGCGCCGGUGCCGGCGGACCAUCGCCUAAUCUCAACAAUAGCAACAACAGCGGCAGCGGCCCCAACCGGCGGCGGUCGGUGGAGCGCAACAACAAGAACAACGACAACCGUUCGCACAACAACAUCCUCGAUCUGAUCAACGUGGCGUCGACGCUGAACAAGGACGCGGCGAAGGAGGUGAACACGCACAAGCGGGCCCACCCGAUCGCGGCCAGCGAGUCCGACUUCCUGACGCUGCUCGAGCAGCAACGCCAGCGGCUGGGCGGUCAGAACACCAACAGCCUGAAGAGCUGCAACAAGGACGAGAAGGAGCUGAUCUACGCGCUGAGCGACUCGGACUUUGGUGGUGCGCACCAGAAGCCACCAACGGGCGGUGGUGACAGUUUGGCCGCCAUCUUUAAGAUCGUACUGAAUGAACCCCGGGGUGGUUCCGAGACGAACGGUGCGGGUGCUGGUAGCGGCGGUGACGCACCAGCGGACACACCGGACAUACUGAUCGGUUGCUUCGAUCACGGGUUCAGCGGGGUGCGGCCAGCGGAGGGCCGCGCCCCCGGCAGCCCACCGUUGCUGUUGCUGGCCGAGGACCUGUCCAGCGUCCAGCGGCUGACAGUGGAUUCCGCCGCUGACCCGCCUCCCGCCGAAGUGUCAAACGUCAUCGACCUGAUCUCGACUAUCGGGACGCCCCCGGCCCCGUCCGCGAAGCCUGUUUGGCCUGGCCUGACCAUCGGGGGGCCGAUGGCGGGGCUCAGCGCCCGCUGCAGUCCCGUCAACAUCCAGCUGAGCGAAGCGUCAACCAUCUCGCUCGACCUGGUGGCCACCAGCCCGAAGGAGAAGCUACCGCGCGUCCCCACCUCGGCGCCCGCCACCGUCACGACGCUGGACAUCGCCGGUGAGAUGCUGGCAACCAUGGGCGGAGCCGCGCCGCCACCGCCCGAAGCAAAUCCGGAUAUCGUAAUCGAUAAUAGCGGUGGCUCCGGCGGUGGAGCGGCCACCCCAUCGCUCGCACCCUCCAUCAUGACGCCGUCCCCGCAGCACCCGCGCCUCGGCCGGAAGCGGCAGUCGUCGACCGUGACCUACAACAUCAACGUCAUCAACUUCCAGCACAGCGACAACCCGGACGACGACUCCAGCUUCCAGCUGAACAACCGGAACGGUGGCGGCGGCACAGGCGGUGGUGGUUCCGUGACGGCCGGAGGACGUUCGAACAGCUCCACGAACUCGAGUCAGAAGUACCAGCGACGGGGCGCGAUCUGCAUUGUGAUCAACAAUGACAAUGUGGUGCACGCCAACGACACCGACACGGACCUGGACGACACGGAGUGUGCCGGUGUGCGGUGUGUGUGCGGCCCGGAUUGCGCCGCAUGCGACGCCGGUGGUGGCCCGGCGGCCGUUGGCUGUGCUGGCUGCGGCGACGGAAGCGCCUGCCAGCCUCAGUACGCCGCCCAGCCGGGCUGCUGCGCCCAGGGGGGCCGCCGCUACCACCACCAGGACGACGGUUCCGGGGCGGCGGCCCACUGCCGCCAUCACAAGUUCCGCAAGAUCAUAUGCCUUUGGAAUCACCUGAAGCGGUACGGGCGCGGACCGCGGCGGCGCCCCUGUCCGGCCGCCGGGGUGGCCGCCCCACCCUGCCCGGACACCGUGCCCGCCGGUAACCGGCUCACAGUUCCGCCGGCUAGUCCCGCUCCGUCCGGUUGCCGGCUACACUCGCGCUGCCCCAGCGUCGGCUGCGCUGAAGGCGGCACGUCGACGAGGCCGGCGAAAGGGUGGCGCGCGGAGCAUAAGGCCGCACGCACGCUCGGCAUCAUCAUGGGCGUGUUUUUGCUGUGCUGGUUGCCGUUCUUCCUGUGGUACGUCAUCACGUCGCUCUGCGGCGAUGAAGCUUGCCCCUGUCCGGAAGUCGUUAUCACGGUACUAUUCUGGAUCGGUUACUUCAACUCGACACUCAACCCGCUCAUCUAUGCCUACUUCAACCGCGACUUCCGGGAAGCGUUCCGGAACACGCUACAGUCGCUGCUGCCCUGCUUCUCGCGCCGUAGCCCGUACGGCCACAGUGUCUACUACGUGUAG